AUGGACUCAACAUCUCCGACACCAGCUGGGAACGAGCCCAUCGCAAUCGUUGGCAGCGGUUGCAGAUUCCCAGGGGGUGCAACAUCGCCGAGCAAACUCUGGGACCUCCUCAGGGAACCGCGCGAUGUCCUGUGCGAAAUUCCCCCUAGCCGCUGGGAUACUGCUGGAUUCCAUCACAAGGAUUCCCAAUUCCCUGGCCACACGAAUGUCAAACACUCUUACCUGCUCCAGGACGAUGUGUCCAAGUUCGACGCCCAGUUCUUCAACAUCACAGCGGCAGAAGCAGUGGCCAUGGACCCUCAGCAGCGUAUUCUCCUGGAGACGGUUUACGAAGGCCUCGAGGGCGCAGGACUGACCAUCGAGGGCCUCAAAGGGUCCAACACCGGUGUCUACGUCGGUGUCAUGUACGUCGACUACGAGUCUGUGCAGUUCCGCGAUCUGCAGCAUGUCCCAACAUAUCUCGCCAUAGGAACCGCGAGAAGUAUCGUGUCCAACAGGAUAUCGUACUUUUUUGACUGGCACGGCCCGUCUUUGACGGUUGAUACUGCCUGCUCUUCCAGUCUGGUCGCCGUCCACCAAGCGGUCCAGGCUCUCCGUUCCGGAGAUGUUCGCGUCGCGGUUGCAGCCGGCAGCAACCUCCUUCUCGGACCCGAGCCUUACAUCCACGAGAGCAAGCUGAAAAUGCUGUCUCCUGAUGGCCGGUCUCGCAUGUGGGACCAGGGCGCAAACGGCUACGCCCGAGGCGAUGGCGUUGCUGCUCUUGUUCUCAAGACUCUGAGCGCCGCUCUCGCAGACGGAGACCACAUCGAGGCAAUCAUCCGCGAGACGGGCGUCAACCAGGACGGCCGCAGUCGUGGCAUCACCAUGCCGAGUGCCACGGCCCAGACAGCCCUGAUCCGAGCCACCUACGCCAAGGCAGGCCUCAACCCUGACUCAGAAGCCGAUCGUUGCCAGUACUUUGAGGCCCAUGGCACCGGCACCCCGGCAGGUGACCCGGUCGAGGCCGAGGCCGUGCACACGGCUUUCUUCGGCAACGUGACCGAAGCCAAGAAGGGCGACUCGGACAGGGAGCAGCAGCGUCUACUGGUCGGCUCCAUCAAAACAAUCAUCGGUCAUACAGAAAGCACGGCGGGUAUCGCUGGUAUCAUGAAGGUCGUGCAGGCCAUGAAGCAUGGCUAUGUCCCCCCGAACAUGCUGCUCGAGAAGCUCAACCCCAACGUUCUCCCCUUCUACAACCACCUUCAGAUCCCCCAGGAGCUCAUGCCCUGGCCGAAGCUUGCACCCGGACAACCUCGCCGUGCCAGUGUCAACAGCUUUGGCUUCGGCGGGACCAACGCGCACAUCAUCCUCGAGGGUUUCGAGGAGCCGCCGCCGCCAAACGACAGACAACCCUCACAAUCAUCACCACCCCGCCAAGUAACACCCUUCCUCUUCUCCGCCCAGUCCAAACAAUCCCUCCUCUCCAGCCUCGCCGCCCACGCCGAAUACCUCUCCCAACACCCCUCCACGAACCUCGCCGACCUAUCCUGGUCCCUCCGCUCCCGCCGAUCCCGCCUCCCCCUGCGCCUCGCCCUCCCCGCAUCCCCCACCCUCGAAAACCUGCAGGGCAACCUCAAGAGCAUCCUUAACAACACCAACUUCCAAAUCGACUCCAAAUCCGCCGGCACGAGCACCACCAAGAAAUCCGCCCGCCUGCUGGGGAUCUUCACAGGUCAGGGUGCCCAAUGGGCUCGCAUGGGCGCCGAGCUCGUCGAGACGUCGGCCUACGCGGCGGGCCUGCUCGCGGACAUGGACCGGGCGCUUGCCGAGCUUCCUGAGGCGGACCGUCCGGGCUGGACUUUGAGGGAGCAGUUGCUUGCUGAUGCCAAGACGAGUCAGGUCGGCAGCGCGGCGGUUGCGCAGCCGUUGUGUACCGCGGUGCAGGUCAUUCUAGUGGAGCUGCUGCGCAUAUGCGGUAUGGAAUUUGCGGCUGUGGUGGGCCAUUCGUCGGGCGAGAUUGGCGCGGCGUUUGCGGCUGGGGUGUUGCAGGCGGAGGAUGCGAUUCGGAUUGCCUACUACCGGGGUUUGCAUUCGAGAUUGGCGGGUGGUGGUGGUAAGGGGGAGAUAAAGGGGGCUAUGCUUGCUGUUGGGACGAGUCUGGAGGAUGCUCAGGGGCUUUGUGAGGAUGAUUAUUUUGCUGGCAGGGCCAAGGUGGCUGCGUGCAAUUCGGCCUCGAGCAUCACCAUUUCCGGCGAUGAAGACGCUAUUGUGGACAUGGUCGACAUCUUUGAGGAUGAGAACAAGUUCGUUCGGAGGCUGAGGGUGGAUAAGGCGUACCAUUCCCAUCAUAUGGUGCCUUGUUCGCAGCCCUACUUGGACUCCAUGGCACCGUUCACUGCCACUGGUGCCUCAGCCAAGACAGGUUCGGCGUCGGGAUCGGCAGCAUCGUCAUGCAUCUGGGUGUCGAGUGUCCGCCCGGAUGGCCCUCUUCUUGACGAUCGGUCGAGUGUCGAUACUUCGUACUGGGUUGAUAACUUGCUUUCCCCGGUCCUGUUCAAGCAGGCGGUCGAAAGGGCCAUCACGGAGCUUGGUCCAUUCGACGCAGCCAUCGAGGUUGGACCUCACCCGGCCUUGAAGGGGCCCGUUCUCGACACACUCCGGGACCAUAACAACAAGUCUGAGGAGAUUCCUUACACGGGCCUCCUCCAGCGCAACACCGACGCCAUCGAGAGUGUUUCUGCAGCGCUUGGCUAUGUCUGGACGCACGUUGACAACCUGGACAUUGACUUUGACCGAUACGAGGCCUGCAUGGGCGGACCGACAUCGCAUCGCUUCAUCCCUGACUUGCCCACCUACCAAUGGAACCACAGCCAGGGGUACUGGCACGAGUCCAACUUGUCCCGCAGCCUGCGUACCAGAAGCCAACCGGUUCAUCCCCUCCUUGGCGACCUGCAGCCUCAGAGCUCGGCGCAUCAAGUCACCUGGAAGGCCAUCCUGCGGCCUCAAGACCUCCCUUGGGUCCAUCACCACCGGAUCCAGGGCCAGACGGUCUUUCCAGCGGCUGCGUAUGCCGCUACGGCACUCGAGACAAUCCCUUUUCUCGCCAAUGGCAGCCCUGUGCACAUGAUGCAGAUCCAGGACCUCUUCAUCCACCAGGCCUUGGUGUUUGGCAACGACGAUCAAGAGUCAGGCAUCGAGGUCCGCUCCGUGGUCAGCAACAUUCGACGCGGGGAUGAUUCCAUCUUAGCCCAUUUCACCUAUGAGGCCAUCACCGGGCACGACCAGAGCUUCCAGCUCGUCGCUAGCUGCGAGAUUUUGGUCGCCGUCGGUGAGCCUUUGCGCGACAUGCUCCCGGCCACUGCGCGUCUCGAGCCGUACAUGGUGGACGUGGACACGGAGCUCGCAUACUCGUCGCUGGCCGGAGUCGGUUAUGGGUACACGGGCCCCUUCAAGGCCUUGUCCGGCUUGAAGAGGAAGCUUGGAAAGGCAUCUGGGACUCUUGCCCUGACACAUGACGCAGACCCAGACCAAACUGGGGUGCUGAUGAUCCAUCCUGCGGUUCUGGAUGCUGCGUUCCACUCCAUCAUCCUGACCUUUAGCUACCCCGAAGAUGGCCGUCUCUGGAGCUUGCAUCUCCCAACGCGCAUCGACAGGAUUCGAGUCAACCCCUCUCUGUGCGGGCGCAACUGGGUGGAUGCUACUCAAGUGCCCUUUGUUGCAUCCAUGGGCGACGACGACGCUGAUGAAGGCACGUCUGGGUUUCAGGGGGAUGUUGACAUCCACGACCCCACGGGCGAAUACACUGCCGUGCAGGUCGAGGGCUUGCACGUCGUCCCUUUCACGCCCGCGUCUGCGGCAGAUGACCAGCAGCAGUUUUACGCCACCGACUGGGUCCCUUCGGAGCCAAACUGCGAUUUGCCCGGCACCUACGAGGCGUCAGUCCAGGACAAGGAGGUGGCCGCCAUCCUCGAACGCGGGAGCCUGUUCUAUCUCAACCAACUAGAGCACCAGAUUCACCAAGACCACCCUGGCCGGUCCGACAAGUACAACGCCGCGUACCUGAACUUCGCCUCGCACACGCUCAAGCUUGUCCAGCAAGGCCGACACCGCUACGCCAAGAAGGAGUGGCUCAACGACACGCUGGAGGACAUCGUCUCCCUCUCGGCGCCCUUCGCAGACCAGCCCGAGAUCCAGGCCAUGCACGUCGUCGGCGAGCAAAUGCCGCGGGCCAUCCGGGGCGAGACAAACAUGCUGGAGCAUUUGAUGAACAACGGCCUGCUGGCAGACUACUACGCUAAGGCACGCAGCAUCACGCGCGGCACCGCCCUCCUGGCCGACACGGUGGCGCAGAUCACCCAGCGGUACCCGCGGGCCAAGAUCUUGGAGGUUGGUGCUGGCACGGGCGGUGCGACUCGCGAAAUACUCAAGCGCAUCGGCGACAGGUUUUUGACCUACGCCUUUACCGAUGUCUCGGCGGGAUUCUUUGACAAGGCCCAGGAGGAGUUUGCUGCGUACGAGGGGGCCAUGACGUACAGCGUCCUCGAUCUUGAGCAAGAGGUCAAGGCUCAGGGGAUUGAGGAGCACUCGUACGAUGUCGUGGUGGCGUCCUUUGUCCUACACGCGACGCUGAGCUUAGAGCAGACAGUGCGCCGCGUGCGGUCUCUCUUGAAGCCGGGGGGUUACCUCGUCCUGUUUGAGGUGACUAACACGGACAUCAUCCGAGGCACUGCGCUGUUUGGCUGCCUGCCGGGGUGGUGGCAAGGCAUGGACGAAGGACGGACCCUUGGCGCCUGCGUUUCUGAGUCGGCGUGGGACUCGAUCCUGCGCAAGACGGGCUUUUCAGGGGUUGACACCAUGACCCCCGUCAAGGACGCCAUGGCCCUACCAAACUCGGUCAUGGUCUCACAGGCGCUGAGCGAAUGGGUCGAGCUUGUUCGCGAGCCGCUGAUGGCAUCGGCAUCACCCUCGCUCUUCUCCUCGGGCCCGUCCAAUAUCAUCAAACACCUCUUCAUCGUUGGAGGGUCAACGUUGCGUGUGUCUCGACUUGCUGAGGAUGUGCGGAAGCUCAUUCAUGGCUUUUGUGACGACAUCACCAGGGUGGCGUCUAUCGAGGAACUGGAUAAUGAUCAAGUAGCAAUCGGUUCUGACGCCACCGUCCUCGUCCUGGAGGAUCUUGACCAUGCCGUCUUCAAGGACAUCACGCCGGCACGCUGGAACGGUCUCAAGAGCCUCUUUGGCUCGCAAAAGGCCAUCGCCUGGGUCACCCAGGACCGCAUGACCGACAACCCCUUCGCCAACAUGGCUGUCGGAUUUGCUCGGUCGGCACUGUGGGAAAUCCCCGAGAUACGUUACCAGUUCAUCGACUUCCAGGAUGCCUACAGGAUCGAUGCGAGAACCUUGGCAGAAGCCGUGCUGCGAUUCCAGGUGGCCGGGUCGGUGAAGGAUAAUACCCUCUGGUCAGUUGAGUCCGAGAUCGUCAUUGAUGCAGACGGGCGUCAGUUGGUUCCCCGUAUGAGACCCGUCAGCGAAGCCAACGACCGCUACAACUCGUCGCGCCGGGCCAUUACCAAGGAUGUCAACCCGCAGGAGUCCCCGAUUGCGUAUGAGACCAAGGGUGGUAGUGGUGGCCAGUAUGCCCUGGUCCAGCGAUCAUCCACGCGGAUCGGCGCCAUCAUGGGUCCAACCGUGACUUUGAAGCUGAGCCUGUCAAGCUUGCGAGCCAUCAAGACGGCGGCCGGUGUUGAUGCAUUCCUGGUCACAGGAACCUGCACCAAGACGGGCAUUCAGUACCUGGGUCUUUGCGACUCGAUUCAUGUCACCUCCCUUGUCGAAAUGCCAGAGAACAGGGUCAUUCCUUUGACUCGGGUCUCAACGGAAUCGGCCUCCUUGUUCCUGGCCCUUGUCGCCGCGCACCUGGUUUUGCCUGCCAUGACGGCCUCGUUGCGUCAGGGCGACACCCUUGUUGUGCACAACGCCCCGGCCUCGCUUGCACACGUCCUCAGCCAGCAUGCCAAGUCAUCGCGUAUCAAGACCAUCUACACGACCUCGUCCAAGGCUGUCGCGGCAGAGCUCGGCUGGAUCCAUAUCGGGCGGUAUAUGCGCCAGUCUGAGACGAGGACGCUUUUGCCUGCGCAGGUUUCACGCUGCGUCGAUUUCACGACGACAACUGGAAAGGGGGUGUCCAUGGUCGCUUCAUGCCUGCCAUUCGGUGUUCCUAUUGUCGAUGGGACCGCCUGGUUCCCCGUACAUGGCAGACUGGCGGAGACAGAGACUAUGCUCAGCGAGCUGCUUCAGGCCGCCCAGGACUCUGCCCUUUCUACCCUUGCCAACAACGAAGGUGGCAUGCAGCCGGGCAUCAGCCAGGUCAACAUCCAGCAGCUUGGAACGAGUGAUGCCGAGGAGUUCGAUGCGCUCGCCAUUGUUGACUGGAGCGCACCAUCCGUUGCCGUGGAAAUACAACCAGCCGCGGCUCAGUUCAGGGCAGACCGCACCUACUGGCUGGUUGGGCUGUCCGGAGAUCUCGGAAUCUCGAUUGCUGACUGGAUGAUCAGAAACGGGGCCAAAUACCUCGUCAUCACGAGUCGAAACCCAAACAUUGACGAGCGGUGGCUGCGCAGUGCCGAAACCAGAGGCGCCGUAGUGAGCAUCAUGUCGUGCGACCUCACGAACUAUGACGAUGUUGCCAAGACACAUGGCCGGAUUCGCGACGAGUUGCCCCCUGUCGCAGGAGUCUACCAAGGAGCCAUGGUUCUUCUUGACAUGGCCCUCCGCGACAUGGAGCUGGACGACUUCAGCCGCGUGCUUCGCCCCAAGGUGGAGGGAAGUCUGAACCUGGACCGCGUGCUGGGAGACGAGCCCCUGGACUUCUUCAUCUUCUUCUCGUCCGUCGCCACCGUUGCCGGCAACCCUGGACAGGCCGGCUACACGACGGCCAACCUGUUCAUGAGCGGUCUGGCCCAGCAGAGACGCAGGCGUGGGCUUCCGGCGUCGGUGGUGGAGCUUGGUCUCAUCAUGGGCACGGGAUACAUCACGCGCGAGAAGGGCAACGUCCUGACGCGGCCGUCGUUCGAGCGAGGCCUGUUGACCAUCUCCGAGUAUGAUGUCCAUCAGACGCUGGCAGAAGCCGUCGGAUACGGCCAUCCGGACUCUGGUGCCGAAUGGCAGAUUUCCAUCGGCCUGAGACAGAUGGCUGCCGACGCGCCGAAUCGUCCGCAGUGGUACAGCUACCCUCAGUUUUCGUGUCUCACGAUCAAAGCAGCAGCAGGCGAGACAAAUGCAACCAAUACCCAGGCCGGACCUUCCAUCAAGGAGAAGCUGGAAAAUGCGGCGACGACGGAUGAGGUUGAAAAGAUCAUCUCUGAGUCAUUCAUCGCCGAGAUGCGCAAAAUGCUUCACCUAAGCGACGAUUACGCCAUCACGCCCUCGGUCCGCACUGAUGAGCUCGGCCUCGACUCCCUCGUGGCUGUUCGCAUUCGAUCCUGGUUCCUCAACAACUUCCAAGUCAACAUCCCUGCCCUCCGCAUUCUCAAGGGCGCGGCCCUGCAAGAACUCGUUGACUAUGCCGUUGACGAAAUGCCCGCCGAAGUUGCUCCAAGAUUGUCUUCAAGUGCUUCCUCAUCGUCAGGAGAAGAAACCUCGUCGACCUCAGGAAAAUCCUCGUCGUCUGCCUUGGAUAGCUCGUCCCAAAAGUCAGGAACGCCGCCGACGACAGCGCCGGACUCUGAGAUCUCAUCGGUUGUCGAUGGUGACGAUGGAUCCAAGGAAGAGAGGGCAUCAUUGGUUGCACCAUUACCCCCUCAGGAGGUCGAAAUGGAGAGGUUCGGCCACCUGUCCUACACCCAGUCAGUAUUCUUGUUCGUGCAUGAGCUCUUGCCUGACAAGACCACCCUGAACAACACAGUCAUGCUUCAUCUUAGUGGGCCAAUACGCAUUCCCGACCUCGCCCGCGCCGUCCGAAGCCUUGGAGAGCGCCACGAGACGCUGCGAAGCUGCAUCUUCAACAAUCGCGACGGCCAGCCAAGCCAGGGGGUCCUCAAGUCGCCCACCUUGUCCCUCGAACACAAGAAAAUCCACACCAAGGACGACCUCUGGAAUGAAUAUGCGGCGCUGCGUGGUCAUGCCUUUGACCUUGCGCGCGGUCAGACCAGCAGAACCCUUCUUCUCUCGUAUUCGCCGCGCGAUCAUUUCCUUCUGAUGAGUUCGCACCACAUUUUCUUCGACCGGGCCAGCAACGAUGCCGUCAUGGGCGAUCUGGAACGGCUUUACCACAACCACCCCCUCGACCCCAACCCUCUUCAGUACCUCGACUAUUCCCAGGACCAGCUCCGGCAGUACUCUGCGGGCGAGUGGGACAAGGCCAUCGAGUUUUGGCGCAGCGAGUUUACCAUCAUCCCAGACCCCUUGCCGCUCCACCGCAGCCAGAUCUCCGAGAGACAGCCUCUUGAGCGCUACGCCUCACGCAUUCCCGACUUUUGCAUCGACAGCCAGCUCUCGGGCAAGAUCCGCCAGGUUGCCAGGAGGCACCGUGUCACGCCCUUCCACUUCCACCUUGCCGCCUUCAAAGUGCUCCUCCACCGGUUCCUCGGCGUGACCGACGUCUGCGUGGGCAUCGCCGACAGCUGCCGCCGCGACGAGCACAUGCGCACCGGCAUUGGUCCGUUCCUGAACAUGCUUCCGCUCAGGAUGGCGGCGAGCAAGGGUCAGGUCUUUUCCGAAGCCCUGAACGAGGCCCGCGACAAGAGCCUCGAGGUGCUUGCCAACUCGAUCCCCCUCGAGGUCAUUCUCAACGAACUCCUGGUCCCCCGCCAGGCGACGCACACGCCUCUGGCCCAGGCGUUUAUGAACUAUGCUGAGAAUGACCUGGCAGACGGGCAGUCGUUCCUUGGCUGCCGCAUGAAGAUGAUGAAGCAGGAGAUGGCCGAGCUGCCCUACGACAUCACUUUCACCGUCAUCAACAACAAUACCACAGGCGACACGCGAAUCCUCUUGAACGUACAGGCGUCUCUGUACACCGACGCGGAUGCGCAGGUCCUGCAGCAUGGGUACCAAGACAUUCUGGAAGAGUUCGCGAAUGCGCCCGACAAGGAGAUUGGCGACAAUUGGCAGUUCAGACCCGACCUUCUCCAGAAGGCCCUUGUUCUCGGUCGUGGUCCCAGUUUCGAUUCCACGUGGCCCGACACACUGGUUCACAGAUUCGACGAGCUCAUGCCGAGCGUUGCCCAGCGAACGGCCGUGACGGAUUGCCACGGUGGUUCACUCACCUAUGAGCAACUAGCAUCACGAGUUGACACAGUUGCCUCGGAGCUGUUGCGCAAGGGCGUCAAGCCUGGAUCCAGGGUAGCCGUCUUUCAGGAGCCCAACAUCCUGUGGAUCGCCUCCCUUCUCGCCAUCAUGAAGGUUGGCGCCGUCUACGUCCCCCUGGAUGCCAACACCCCCAUCGCCAGGCUGUCAUUGAUGGUCCGCGACAGCCAGCCUGUGGCCAUUCUCGUCCAUGGGCCCACCGCAGAAGAGGCAGAGAAACUAGUGGGAGGUCAACAGCCCAGGCCUCUGAUCGUCAACGUAUCGAGCCGGUCUGCAUCACAAGCGACGACGACGGUCGCCACGCUCGCCAAAUCAGACGCGCCAGCAAUCAUUCUGUACACCAGCGGGUCGACGGGAACCCCAAAGGGCGUCAUCCUGAGCCACGGCAGCCUGAAGCACGAGUUUGACCACUGCGCCGCCACGUACAAACUAGGCGUCGACGACGUCGUGCUGCAGCAAAGCGCGUGGAGCUUCGACCUGUCGGUGACGCAGAUCUUCCUUGCCCUUGGCGUCGGAGCACGACUCCACACGGUAUCCCACGUCAUGCGUUCCGACUCGCGGGCCAUGAUCGACAUGAUUCGGAGCCAAGGCGUGACAGCGACCUACGCGACGCCAACCGAGUACAAGAGCUGGCUGCGACGUGAGAAUCGGGAGCUUGUCAUUGGUCUGUCGUCCUGGCGUUUGGCUCUGGUCGCCGGAGAAGCCGUCACCGAGCCGCUGCUCCAACUCUUCAGGGAGGCGGACCGACCCGGUCUUCGUCUGUUCAAUGUCUAUGGCCCGACGGAGACAACGUGCGGCUCGACCAAGUCGGAGCUUUCGUACCAGACCCUUGGGUACUAUCAGCGGGGCAUUAUCCCCGUGGGCAGGGCGUCGGCAAAUGAGUGCUUCUACAUACUCGACCAGAGACAGAAUCUGCUACCCGUCGGCCAAAUAGGAGAGAUCGCCAUUGGUGGCGUGGGUGUUGCCAUGGGCUAUCUGAACCUGGAUGAACGCACAAGAGCGUCGUUCCUGCCAGACCGCUUUGCGGUUUCCGAGGACAACAAUGACAAGAAGGGGUGGUGGAAGACAAUGUACCGAACCGGAGAUGUCGGGUACCUUGAGCCGGACGGCACUCUUGUCCUCAAGGGCCGCGUCGGGGAUGACACUGAGAUCAAGCUCAACGGCGUGCGCAUCGACCUCAAAGACGUCGAGGCAACCGUGCUCCGGGCGUCGGGCGGUAUCCUUGCCGACGCUGUGGCCACCCUGCGGACCACCAAGGCCGAAAACCAAGACGACCAGGGCAUCAAAUUCAUGGUCGUCCACGUCGUCUUUUCAGCUCAGGACUCGACCGAGGACGAAAGUCGCCGCUACCUGCAGGCCCUGCUGGCGGAGCUCCCGCUCCCGCGGACCAUGCUGCCCUCGGCACUCAUUCCCAUCGACCUUUUGCCAAGGACCGUCGCAGGCAAGGUCGACAGGAGGGCUAUCGCCGCCCUGCCUAUAUCCCACAAGGUCGAGCAGCGGUCCGACAUGUUUGGAUCAACAAGCGGAGGGUUGCUAUCCAAAAAGGAGCAGACUCUUCGAGGAUUCUGGGAAGCCGUGAUCCCACAGGAACUCUCGGAACUCCACCAAAUCGACGCCGACUCGGACUUUUUCACGGUCGGCGGGAACUCGCUGCUUCUGAUCGAGUUGCAAGGCAGAAUCCGAGCGGCUCUCGAUACGUCCAUCCCGCUCCCUAAACUCUUCCAGGCCACCUCGCUGCGGUCCAUGGCGCAGCUCCUUCCUGGAGAUGCUGAUGAUGACAAUGACGACGGCAACGAGGUGCAAAGCAUCAUCGACUGGGAGGCCGAAACAGCUGUGACUGACGCCGACAUUCUUCAGCCAGCAACAACACUGUCAUCACUGCCCGCCACAACCCCUCAGGUUCCGCCUCGCACGGUCGUACUCACCGGCGCCACCGGCUUUCUCGGCCAGCACCUCUGCCGCUACCUAGCCGAGCACGCCCACAUCCAAAAGGUGAUCUGCAUCGCCGUCCGGAACGCGCACGACCCAUCCCGCCAGGCCCUUCUUUCCAAUCUCACUUCCUCCCUUGCCGGAGGCAGCCGCGUCAAAUUCGAGUUCUACCCCGGCGACCUAAGCCAACCCCUCCUCGGCCUCCCCCCGUCCGACGCGCAACGCAUCUUCUCCCUCGAAGCUGACGCCGUAAUCCACAACGGCGCCGACGUGUCCCACUUGAAAACCUACUCCUCCCUGCGCGCCGCCAACCUCGGCUCAACACGCGAGCUGGUCAAGCUGUGCGUCCCGCGCCGCGUGCCAAUCCACUACGUCUCCACGACAGGUGUGGGCAUGUACACGCCCUCUGACACGCUGGCUGAGGUCUCGGUGCGGGAUCACCAACCACCACCGGCUCAAAUUCAGGACGGGGCGCCGGGCUAUGUCGCCUCCAAAUGGGCCAGCGAGGUGUGCCUGGAGAAGGUGCACGCGGCGACCGGGUUGCCUGUCGUGAUCCACCGCGCGUCGAGCAUCAUCCGCCCUGAAGAGGACAGGACGGGCGAGAACCCCGCUGCGGACGUGCUGCAGAACAUGCUGGACUACUCGCAGCGCAUAGGUGCCGUGCCCGCGCCGCCGGAGGGGCUCAGGGGGUGGGUGGAUCUGGUACGGCCUGAGUCGGUUGCGGCCAAGGUGGUCGAGGCCGUGAUGAUGAGUGAACACACUGGCAGUGCUGGCGGAGUGGUUUAUUUCCAUGAGUCGGGCGAUUUGGAGUUGGAUGUGAGGCAGAUUAGAGAGUACCUGGCGGGCCAGGCGGAGGGUAAAGAGAUCGAGGUCCUUUCGCUGGAAGAAUGGAUUGGGCGUGCAGAGGAGGCGGGUUUGUCGAGCGCCAUGGCUGCCGUGUUUGCGAGCUCGCUGGGAAGUGGGGAGCCCAUGAAUCUGCCGCGACUGUUGAGGCGGUCAUGA
Messenger RNA from Canariomyces notabilis, 12210 nucleotides. RefSeq names its product beta-ketoacyl synthase domain-containing protein. Gene Ontology annotation, biological process: secondary metabolite biosynthetic process; fatty acid biosynthetic process. Lineage: Eukaryota; Fungi; Ascomycota; Sordariomycetes; Sordariales; Chaetomiaceae. The transcript is spliced from 5 exons. Gene Ontology annotation, molecular function: fatty acid synthase activity; 3-oxoacyl-[acyl-carrier-protein] synthase activity; phosphopantetheine binding. The coding region runs from base 1 to 12210 and encodes 4069 amino acids. The record is from RefSeq and is a predicted model, not a curated record.